GCCCCAGACCUUGGAGCUGUUGUCCCACCCCUGUCACUGCAGAGAGCUGAGGCACCAUGCAUGGGGGCCAGGGGCCGCUGCUCCUCCUGCUGCUGCUGGCUGUCUGCCUGGGGGCCCAGGGCCGGAACCAGGAGGAGCGCCUGCUCGCAGACCUGAUGCAAAACUACGACCCCAACCUGCGGCCCGCGGAACGAGACUCGGAUGUGGUCAAUGUCAGCCUGAAGCUAACCCUCACCAACCUCAUCUCCCUGAACGAGCGAGAGGAAGCCCUCACCACCAAUGUCUGGAUAGAGAUGCAGUGGUGCGACUAUCGCCUGCGCUGGGAUCCGCGAGACUACGAAGGCCUGUGGGUGCUGAGGGUGCCGUCCACCAUGGUGUGGCGGCCGGAUAUCGUGCUGGAGAACAACGUGGACGGUGUCUUCGAGGUGGCCCUCUACUGCAAUGUGCUCGUGUCCCCUGACGGCUGUAUCUACUGGCUGCCGCCUGCCAUCUUCCGUUCCGCCUGCUCUAUCUCAGUCACCUACUUCCCCUUCGACUGGCAGAACUGCUCCCUUAUCUUCCAGUCCCAGACUUACAGCACCAAUGAGAUUGAUCUGCAGCUGAGUCAGGAAGAUGGCCAGACCAUCGAGUGGAUUUUCAUUGACCCUGAGGCCUUCACAGAGAAUGGGGAGUGGGCCAUCCAGCACCGACCAGCCAAGAUGCUCCUGGACCCAGCGGCGCCAGCCCAGGAAGCAGGCCACCAGAAGGUGGUGUUCUACCUGCUCAUCCAGCGCAAGCCCCUCUUCUACGUCAUCAACAUCAUCGCCCCCUGUGUGCUCAUCUCCUCUGUCGCCAUCCUCAUCCACUUCCUUCCUGCCAAGGCUGGGGGCCAGAAGUGUACCGUCGCCAUCAACGUGCUCCUGGCCCAGACUGUCUUCCUCUUCCUUGUGGCCAAGAAGGUGCCUGAAACCUCCCAGGCGGUGCCACUCAUCAGCAAGUACCUGACCUUCCUCCUGGUGGUGACCAUCCUCAUUGUCGUGAAUGCUGUGGUUGUGCUCAAUGUCUCCUUGCGGUCUCCACACACACACUCCAUGGCCCGAGGGGUCCGCAAGGUGUUCCUGAGGCUCUUGCCCCAGCUGCUGAGGAUGCACGUUCGCCCGCUGGCCCCGGCAGCUGUGCAGGACACCCAGUCCCGGCUACAGAAUGGCUCCUCGGGAUGGUCGAUCACAACUGGGGAGGAGGUGGCCCUCUGCCUGCCUCGCAGUGAACUCCUCUUCCAGCAGUGGCAGCGGCAAGGGCUGGUGGCGGCAGCGCUGGAGAAGCUAGAGAAAGGCCCGGAGUUAGGGCUGAGCCAGUUCUGUGGCAGCCUGAAGCAGGCUGCCCCAGCCAUCCAGGCCUGUGUGGAAGCCUGCAACCUCAUUGCCUGUGCCCGGCACCAGCAGAGUCACUUUGACAAUGGGAAUGAGGAGUGGUUCCUGGUGGGCCGAGUGCUGGACCGCGUCUGCUUCCUGGCCAUGCUCUCGCUCUUCAUCUGUGGCACAGCUGGCAUCUUCCUCAUGGCCCACUACAACCGGGUGCCGGCCCUGCCAUUCCCUGGAGAUCCACGCCCCUACCUGCCCUCACCAGACUGAGCCAACCAACCACUGUGGGGCAUGUGGGAGUCACACACGUGGGUCACACUGAGUCUUAUCAGCCACGUUCUCCUACUGAGGUCCUAAGUGUGCUCUUUGGGAAGUGCCCUUCAGGACUGUGUGAGCCAAACAGCCCUGAGAAAAGCUGGGGAAACAGUCUGAGCUGGAGUCCGAGAGUGGUUGGGGGUGGGCCGUGGCUAGUGUCCUGCUGCAGUCAGCACACACGUGGGAUUGGCUAGCUCAUCCUGGCACCAGCCACCCCUCCACUCAGUGCACUCCCCUCACUUAGGCAAAGCAUUAUUCAUUCCCAUCAGUCUGAAGCCCGAAGGACUGUUUUGUAUAAUACCUUCGGACUUGGGACUGGCUCCCCUUUUACAAGUUCUCCCUGAAAGAGGGCAGUCACAAGAGGUGUGAAGAGUAGCAGCCGAUGCUCUCUCCAAAGCAGGGCAGCAGCCCAUACCAGCUGGCAUCUCCCCCCCGUGCCUUCUGGGUACAAUAAGCACCCAAUUCUCAACAGCCCCAGUGGCCUUUCCAUUCAUGUGCAUUUUUCUGCCACUGACCACAAGACGAUUUCCUGAGUUUUGUAAUCCUCUUUUUUUUUUUUUUUUUUUUAGUUUUUGAUGUGUUGUUGUUGUUUUGUUUAGUUUUGAGAUAGAGCCUCACUCUUGUCAUGCAAGUUGGAGUGGAGUGGCAUGAUCAUGGCUCACUGCAGCCUCAACCUCCAGGGCUCAAGCAAUGCUCCUGCCUCAGCCUCCCAAGUAGCUGGCACCACAGGCAUGCACCACUACACCCAGCUACUUUUAAAUUUUUAGUAGAGAUGAGGUUUUGCUAUGUUGCCUAGGUUGGUCUUGAACUCCUGAGCUCAAGUGAUCCUCCCACUUGAGUCUUGGGAUUACAGGCAUAAGCCACUGUACCUGGCCUCCUUUUUAAUUAAGAGCUCCUCACAGCAGUAUGGAUAAGCAAGAGUCAUUAUUCCCCAUGUUAUAUAGGCAAAUUGAGCCUAGAGUAAGCGGGACUCCACACAACAGUGGUGGUUAAACAAGGUUUGAAGUCCAGAAUUCCUGACUCUGACCCAAUCUGACACUCUAAGAUUCUACGGCCUGAAAAACAGGCCCUUCUUCCCAAAGGAUGGUUAAGACAAGGAAGAGCUAGGCAAGAGGAGGUGUGGAGUUAACAGAGAGCCACUGAGCUCUUCAUUCCAGGAGGAGACUUUGACUGGCCUCCCUUGACCCCACUAAUCAGGUAGUAAGGCUGGGGUCUUCCUGGGGGAGAGGCAAGGUCCUGCUCUGAGAUUACAGCCGGCACACGAGUUUGGCUGGUAACCAGGGGACACCCUUGGGCAAGUCACCUAUGCUCCCUGAGGCUGUUCCCUCAUCUGUAAAUAAGGUGCAAAAAAUAAUCCAUUCCUGGCCAGGUGUGGUGGCUCACACCUGCAAUCCCAGCACCUUGGGAGGACAAGGUGGGUGGACUGCUUGAGCUCAGGAGCCCACGAACCCAGGAACCCAGCCUGGGCAACAUGGGGACACCCGGCCUCUACCAAAAAAUACAAAACUUAGCUGGGCGUGGUGAUGCAUGCCUGUAGUCCCAGUUACUCGGGAGGCUGAGGUGGGAGGAUCGCUUGAGCCCAGGAGGUCUAGGCUGCAGUGAGCUGUGAUCAUGUGACUGCACUCCAGCCUGAUGACACAGUAAGACCCUGUCUCAAAAAAAAUAAAAAAAUUACAAAACUGAAAAAAGAAAAGUGAAAGUGCCACAUAAAGGCCUGACGACAGGAUAUGCUGGCAGGAGGGGACCUUGGAAAUAUGCCCUCCCUCCAAGCACAGGAUUGCUGUCUUUGGGAUUCAAUCACCAGCAAGUUCGUAUUAUUUACUCCAGUGUGAGUCUGUGUCUGUGCAUGCACAGUGUGUUUGAAGCAAGAGCAGAGUCAGAGCUAUAGAGAACUAGAGGAGUUAGGGAGAGUGGGGGAGAACUUCAAUCAGGGAGGGAAUCUGAUGACAGUGGGGCCAUUUCCGGUUCCCACCAGCCCCUUACUAGUUGUGUAUCUGGCACAAGUCUCUCAACCUCUCUGAAAGCCUCAGAGGGCAGAGGAUUAGCUCCUUGUACACAAUAAACACUCAAAUGUUAACAUUAGCUGCCAUUACUAUAAGUUACUGUCUCAUGGGAUCCAUACAGCAACCUAAGGAGGUAGGUCGAGGCAUACCUCAAAGACAUUGCAGGUUCAGUUCCAGACCAACACAAGAAAGCAAGUCACAUGAAUGUUUUUGGUUUCCCAAUGCAUAUAAAAGUUAUGUUUACACUAUACUGUAGACCAGCAAGAGUGCAAUAGCAUUGUCUAAUAAAACAAUAUACAUACCUAAAUUUAAAAAUACUUUAUUGCUAAAAAAUGCUGAUUAUCAAUCUGA
Molecule: messenger RNA, 4009 nt
Organism: Homo sapiens (human)
Lineage: Eukaryota; Metazoa; Chordata; Mammalia; Primates; Hominidae
Gene: CHRNG
Product: cholinergic receptor nicotinic gamma subunit
Exons: 12
Coding region: 57-1610 (517 amino acids)
Biological process (GO): signaling; monoatomic ion transport; monoatomic ion transmembrane transport
Cellular component (GO): postsynaptic membrane; synapse; plasma membrane
Molecular function (GO): acetylcholine-gated monoatomic cation-selective channel activity; extracellular ligand-gated monoatomic ion channel activity; transmembrane signaling receptor activity
Source: RefSeq, marked reviewed